Messenger RNA from Toxorhynchites rutilus septentrionalis, 2564 nucleotides. Its product is annotated as WSCD family member AAEL009094. The transcript is spliced from 7 exons. Bases 521 to 1699 code for a protein of 392 amino acids. Gene Ontology annotation, molecular function: sulfotransferase activity. The record is from RefSeq and is a predicted model, not a curated record. Lineage: Eukaryota; Metazoa; Arthropoda; Insecta; Diptera; Culicidae.
UUCUCGGUGGCAGCACACGAAAUAGCGCGGUGGCGGCGCGAUGUAAAAUUCGUGUCAAACUAUUUAAAACGAUCCCAAGAAAAAAAACUCUGCAUCUAUCUGUUUCCUCUCCGCGUGUGUAAAAAUGCUCAUAUUUUCCAGUGCUAUUUCAUAGAACUUUUCCUCUGGCAUGGUGUGAGAUGGAAAAGUGAUAAUUUGAUCACGGUCCGACGAGAUCAAUCAACAACACUCCGAGGAGAACGGACACAAAUUGAGCACCGAUUGUUACGCUGCGCUGUUUACCGUGAAAAAAAAGGGGAACCAAAAAGCAUCACUAUCUUCCCCCACAGACUGGAAUACGAGCGUGAGGCGUGUGAUGAACUAGUAGUAUCCGCAAGCUUGCCGGAGGAGCGUUUAUGCAUCUGAUUGGGGUGACAAAAUAUGGAGUGAGAAGCUUAUUCUUUCAUUCCUCGAGUUCAGAAGGAUACCGAACACGUACUUGCAAGCUGAUGGAUGCAAUGCUCUAAUAAAAUGCUCUGCUAUGGCCCUACGAGGUUGGCGACUCUUCGGGUUGGCCGGUACCAUCCUGGUGUACAUCGCCGGUAUACUAUUCCUAUCGUUCGUCAGUUUGCAGAAUCCACAGCAGAAGCGUAACCACGCCAGAGGUUAUGGCGAGUUUGAAACCCUGCGCACACGGGACCUGGGACUGCUGGGCAAAAAACCACCACUGCAAUGGUGUAGCGAGCUGCGCUACAUGGACAGCCCCAGGCCGGAUCCGAAGCCCAUCAAAUUGCUACAAACCUUCCCUGGACAUUUUGUAAAAAAGGUCCAAACUCGUAACUUCAAACUGGACGAGUCCCGGAUCGUUCACGAGCAACAACAGCAGCAGCAGCAGCAGCAACGGCACAACGAUGUCAGUCGCAACAACAAACGAACAGCGACCGGAGCUGAGCAUUCGUCGUUUUCGUCGCAAUGGCCUAAUAGUAACAACAAAUUUAAUAGUAAGAUAGCAGUUAGUGAUAUGGUAGCAAGUGAUAAACACUCGCCGGCUCAGAAGUCUUCCAAUCGGGAGCUAACAGCACUGGUAUCCUUCCCUGGUAGUGGAAACACGUGGCUGCGGUAUUUGUUGCAGCAAUCGACGGGGAUAUAUACUGGCAGCGUGUACAAAGAUUACGGCCUACUCAAAAGUGGUUUUCCUGCGGAAAAUAUAGCCAAUUCAUCGGUCCUCGUGGUAAAAUCGCACGAAUGGGGUCCAAAUGCAUGGGCUCCCUUUGCGAAAGCCAUCCUCCUGAUCAGGGAUCCCGAGAAGGCUAUACUAGCUGAAUUUAAUCGUCAAAGCGGAGGACAUGUAGGCUUUGCUUCCCCAGAUCGUUACCGACGUACCAAAGGAAGAUAUUGGACACAAUUCGUCAAAAAUAAACUGUGGGCCUGGGAACAGACCAAUCUAUCCUGGGCGAAAAAUUUCACCGGAGAAGUUAAGUUGGUUUUCUACGACGACCUGGUGGAAAACGUCGAGGGAACUCUUCGCAGUAUUCUGAAAUUUCUUAGAUUUCCCAUCAAUGAGGAGAUGCUUGCUUGUGCGUUGAUGAGAAAGGAAGGAAUUUAUAGGAGAAAGAAACGAAUCCUGCAGUUUGAUCCGUACAGUCCCGCAAUGCAUGCGAUGAUCGACGAGAAGCGUGCCGAGGUGUACGCUGCCCUUGGACGUUUCGUGUCCAACUAAACAAAGCUAGUCGUACCGUAUGGUUGGAAUGAUAAAAAAUCAGGUUCAAAACAAAACAAAUUCAAAUUCGGCAACCGAUCUAGUCAUUAAUUUUGGUCUUCGCUUCAUAGUUUGCUAGUGCGAAACAUUCGAAAGUCUCCCAUUGUUUUAGAUUUCUUUUCGAUAAGAGUUUCCAAUGCUUCCAAAAUUCGAACAAAACAUUAUGAAUAAAUAUUAGCUUUUUUUUAGUAAAAAGCAUGAAAACAAAUAUGAUUGAUAUUACCCAGAAGUACUCGCGUAAACACGAUAAUUAUGUAAGUCAUCCAUAGUAAUAUUUAUGUAAUUUAUGACACGUAAUUCGUAGGUAUUAAUUAGUCCGUAUGAACUAACAGACUGCAAGUCUUACGAGUCGUAAGAAUCUCGUCUAGUCAGCAAAUCAACAACUACAAGAAACAAUAAAUUGCCAGAGAUAGCCGCAUCAACCAGAUAUCUAUAUAGUAGUGUAUAGACAGUUUGUGGAACUUGUAAGACUUUUAGAAAAUAUGUGAACAGUUACUCAAACUUAGGAGUGUAGAAGUUUUUUGCGACAAAUACUGUACACGAGCAUACAAAAGUAGUGAAAUUGUUUUUAAAAUGUUUACAUAACCGUCAAGCAGAUGUUUGUUACUACAGCAAGCACAAACACGAGUGGCAAUAAAUAGCUGUGUAUUGUAAUGAAGUGUAAUCAUUACACUAAAUUCACAACAUUACAGUGGAAUUUUGUUUUACGGAUCACACAUCGCGCUCAGCGUCCUUUUUGAAUUUAUUUAUUCUUACAUUUUGUUUUUAUCAAAGCGAGGAAAUAAAACGUGUUUGUUGCUUAUCAAAAGUUUCAAUUCGAUGAUCC